AUGCUAGGAACAGUAAAUCAGCUAACGAAACUUUCAACCGUAGCCAAUCUCCAAGCCUCCAUCACCUUUCAGCCCAUCGCCAAGGAUAUAGUCUCUCACACUCUCAGAACAGAAGGAAAUCCACAAGAUGUCGAUAUAUCACGGGCCCAUCUUGCCUGGAUAUUCGAAAAUAGGAAUGGACCGAUGUUGCAGACGAUACGAGAGUUCACGCAGCAGCAGAUAGCGGAUAUACAGGACCUUGUUCCAUCGAAAUUCUACGACGCUAAGUAUUUGUACAUGAAUGAUGCCGGUGAGGAAUUGCUCAUGUUUUACAGCUAUCCUGAUGCGAAAUUCAGGAGGAUGAAGGCUAUACAUAACAAAUAUCAUCCUCCUGGGGUGUACACACACUUGUUGUCUAAAGGGUGGAAGACUGCUGAUGCGUGA
Plenodomus lingam JN3 is the source of this 423-nucleotide messenger RNA. The record is from RefSeq and is a predicted model, not a curated record. Lineage: Eukaryota; Fungi; Ascomycota; Dothideomycetes; Pleosporales; Leptosphaeriaceae.